Molecule: messenger RNA, 1339 nt
Organism: Glycine soja
Lineage: Eukaryota; Viridiplantae; Streptophyta; Magnoliopsida; Fabales; Fabaceae
Product: probable xyloglucan galactosyltransferase GT19
Exons: 1
Coding region: 551-937 (128 amino acids)
Molecular function (GO): glycosyltransferase activity
Source: RefSeq, a predicted model, not a curated record
CUACUUCAUAUAGAGUCUUUUACCCACAUUAUGUGUAUCCAUUUGUCUUUUUUAUUUUAAUUUACUUGUUGUAAUGCCCAUUCUCUCAUAGCUCUUGCUUUCGUUGUCUCUCUGCACUUUCGCUGGCUUUGCUCUCAACUAUGAUCUCUCUCUAAGGCUUUUGGUCUCACAUGGAUAUCUAUCUCCAUCAUAAGUUUCUUAUGUUGUGAUCACCUCUAGUGCAAAUGGGGUGGGUCGAUGGUGUGAUUCCAUUCCGUUGGAGUAGCCAUGCCUCACGCAAGAUCCGCUCCAUGUACCUCUACGGCCCAGAAUACAACUCCAGCGCCAAACUCGCCCUUCAGCUCUUCCUCCUCAUGGCGCGUCCCGCGUGGGACUUCUCCCAGUUGCCCCAAUUCUUCAACCUCACCUCCCUCCCUCCCAGCCUCGCGUCCGCCGCAGCAUAAGGAGCGAGUGCGAGAACGCCACCUCCUCCUCGGAUUCCUCGUACGACACGCUGUGCGAGAUUGUGGAUUGCUCCAACGGGGUCUGCGAGCACGACCCUGUUCGGUUCAUGCGGCCAAUGCUUUCGGCUAGUUUCUGCUUGCAGCCUCCCGGGGACACGACCACGCGCCGGUCCACGUUCGACGCGGUACUCGCGGGGUGCAUACCGGUUUUCUUCGAGGAGCUUUCGGCGAAGGCUCAGUAUGGGUGGCAUUUGCCGGAGGCGGAGUUUGAGGAGCUGUCUGUGUUUAUACCGAAGGAGGAGGUGGUGUUCAGAGGGAUGAGGAUUUUGGAUGUGUUGCAACAGAUACCGAGAGGUAGGGUUAGGAGAAUGAGGGAGAGGGUUUUGGAGUUGAUGCCGAGUGUCUUUUACAGGAAGCAUAAUAGUUCCCCGGGUCUCAAAACUAAGAAGGAUGCGGUUGAUUUGGCCAUUGAUGGUACAUUGGAUAAGAUUUGAUCCAGGCUUCGAGAUAUUCAUCUUGAUUUUGUUAUGUGAUCAUAGUUUUUUUUUUUUUUUUGGUUUCUUUCUUUAAUCGUUGUGCUCCUUUAUUCUAAGUUAGACAUUUAAGGUAGAGCAUGUCUUUUUUUUUUUUUUUUGUUUAAUAAUCUAUGGAACUUCACACGAAAGCACCAAAUUGUGACAGCGUAUCUAGUAAUUAUUUCUGUCACCGGCAUUUGGUUGUCUUUGUACAUGAUAAGGAAUAGGUGUAUGAGUGUAUCUGCAAUCUUGUCAAGUAGCUUCUCUGGAUCAGCUUCAAUUGAUGAUCUACAAGGCUUUUAUUUUGAUUCUGUAUUUGUACAUUGUAUAUCGUAUGAUGAUUCUCGGGAAUUGAAUUGUUAAUCCAGUUUAUUAUUGUGA